This is a messenger RNA of Centropristis striata (black sea bass), 1678 nucleotides long. It is a transcript of the gene capgb, whose product is annotated as capping protein (actin filament), gelsolin-like b. The record is from RefSeq and is a predicted model, not a curated record. Gene Ontology annotation, biological process: actin filament severing; actin polymerization or depolymerization; barbed-end actin filament capping. Gene Ontology annotation, cellular component: actin cytoskeleton; cytoplasm. NCBI's taxonomy places the organism in Eukaryota, Metazoa, Chordata, Actinopteri, Perciformes, Serranidae. Gene Ontology annotation, molecular function: actin filament binding; phosphatidylinositol-4,5-bisphosphate binding. Bases 326 to 1360 code for a protein of 344 amino acids. The transcript is spliced from 10 exons.
CAUGCUCUACGUCAGACGAGACGAUGACGCCUGAUGGGAAACACCUGCGUCAGUGAACACGUGACCUGAAAACUAUAGCGCGCUCUCUCCUCGCGGGGGCGCGCUCAUCUUUCUGUUAACACUUUUCUGCUGACAGGAAGUUCAGCUAAUGAACCAACAAGAACAAAAACUACUUCUACUCAAAUAUCGUUUGGAGGUCUCAUUCUGUAAAUUGAAUUUGCAGGGGGCCAGGGAGGGUUUGGUGCCCACCCACCCAUGGGAGUCUGACACCUAAAGGUUGGGAUUCACCCAGAGGAGAAGCCACUCAGAGGCCUAAUGACCAAGUAUGCUCCACUUUAAGCCAGUUCCGGGUCAGUUUGGUCCAGAGGACCGGGAGCCGGGCCUCCGCGUGUGGAGGGUGGAGAAGCUGAAGGCGGUGCUGCUGGAUCCCUCCGAGGUGGGAGCCUUUUACAACGGGGACUCCUAUCUGGUGCUGCAGAACCGUGGUCAACAGGGAGCCGACCUGCACAUGUGGAUAGGUGAGAAGUCCUCUCGGGAUGAGCAGGUAGCGUGUGCCAUGCUGGCCACCCAGCUGGACAACUUCCUGGGCGGAGACCCCAUUCAGCACAGACAGGUUCAGGGCUACGAGAGCCCCGAGUUCAUGGCUCUCUUCCCCAGAGGGGUCAGCUACAAGGAGGGUGGAGUGGAGUCGGGCUUCAGGAAGCCUCAGGGCACCGGGACGGUGCACAGGUUGUACCAGAUCAAAGGGAAGCGAAACAUCCGUGCCAAGGAGGUGGAGCUGUCCUGGAGCAGCUUCAACAAAGGGGACUGCUUCAUCCUGGACCUUGGAGAGAUCAUCGUGUCGUGGAUCGGGUCGCAGGCCAACAUCUUCGAGAAGCAGAAGGUGCGAGAGAUCGCCUCGCUGAUUCGUGACACGGACCGCCACGGGAAAGCCAAGAUUGUGGACACCAACGAGGGGGAGGAGCCGGACGAGAUGCUCAAGGUGCUGGGUGCGAUGCCUCAGCUGUCAGAGAGCACACCAGAAGAGGACAGCAAGGCAGACGCCUCCAACUCUGCCUCCCUCUACAAGGUGUCUGAUGCGACAGGCUCCAUGACGACGACCAAAGUGUCGGAGAAGAGCCCGUUUGCUAAGGAGCUGCUGGUUCGUGACGACUGCUUCAUCCUGGACAACGGCGCCAACGGAAAGAUCUUCGUCUGGAAAGGUAACGGAGCUAACGCCGAGGAGAAGCAGGUCGCUCUGCAGAUGGCCGAUAAAUUCAUCGAGCAGAUGAGCUACCCCAGGAUGAAAACACAGGUGGAGAUUCUGCCGCAGGGGAAGGAGACCAUCAUCUUCAAGCAGUUCUUCAAGAACUGGAACUGAAACAUUUCAUUUGACAAAUCCUGCACACGAGAACAAGAAGAAGAAGAAGCUGUGUAUCUGAAAUCGCACAGCAGCUGAUGCAAAAUACAUUUUUUUAUAUGCAUUUACUUGUCUGUACAUAUUUGUAAGGUACCUUGUGUAGCUUGUUUUCAAAUAGCUAGAAUAAGAGAUGUGAUGCCACUUUUAUAAACACAAACAAGUUCCUUCUGUUAUAGAGAUUAUAACGUUAAUGAGUUUGCCUUUUUUUUUUUUUUUUUACAUUUGUUCUAGUGUCACAGAUUGUCUGCAUUUGAAAAAUAAAUCUGAAAGUGCUUGAUA